AGAAGGCCCAAUGCAUGAAAAACAAAUAAUAAAAAGCUUUAUAUUUUAUAUUAAACUUAAUAUUUCUUAAUUAUAUAAUCACACAAAUUAAAAAUGGGUAAUAAUCCCUUGGAGGUAAACAUAGGAUAUGUUUACAGUGCAACAACAAGAGAGGUGACUAAUCCAAGACUAUCCCACAAAAUAUCAGUCCCUAAAGAAGAUGAUCAUCAUAAAAUACUGCAAAAAAGGAUGCAUAUUAUUUUUUAUUAUGAGAAAAAUAAGAAGGAAGAAGAUAGUGGGUUGUAUAGUGGAGGAUGGAUCAGACAAUCCUUAGGAAAUGCUUUAAUGGAGAAACCCAUUUUGGCUGGAAGGCUUAGAAGAUCUGAAAAUGGAGAUUUGGAGAUUAUAUCUAAUGAUAGUGGAGUUAGAUGUGUUGAAGUUAGAGUUCCUUUAACUAUGGUUGAGUUUCUUGAGUUUAAGAAAAACAACAAAUUUGAUGGUGAAACUAAGCUUGUUUCUUGGAAUCAUGUUGAUGCAUCUAAUCCUUUAUUUUCUCCCCUCUUCUAUAUUCAGAUAACCAACUUUCAAUGUGGUGGCUACUCAAUUGGGAUAAGCUUUAGCCUUCUCUUGGUUGAUCCCUUAACUAUGACAAAGUUCCUUAAAGAGUGGGCAAAAAUUCAUACAAGUUGGGUUUAUGAAAAUGAAUUUCCAAAAAAAUCCUUGUUCUACACUCAAGAUUGCAAGUGGAUGGGAUGCUAUCAACUAGAUCAAAGUGAUACUUCUUCUACCUCUAACUCAUGUAACAAAAUCUCAAAAACUUUGAUUUUCAACAUUAUUAGCGACGAAAAAUUAAAUUCAAGAGACGAUCAAAUGUGCAAGUAUUUAGUUUCAUUAUGUCUAGAAGAAGCAGAAAGUAAGUUUCUUAACAAAAUAAAUUCUAUUAAUUAUUUCACUUUAAUUAUUAAAGAAGAAAAUGGAGGAGCAAAAGUCGAAAUCACAUCAAAAACGACAGACAUUCAUGCAUCAGAAAGAUCACGAUACGAGAUUGAAUCACUAAAUUGGGAAGAUUUGAAGAUUAAUGAGGUUGUUUUCCAAAAGAACAAUGAGCUAGUUGAUGUUUCACAAUGGAUUGCUUGUGAUGAUACUCUUGAAGGAGUGGUUCAAGUUGUUAUUUCACCCCAUAGUGAGGACAAUAAUGGAAUAAAGGUUUACAUCACUUUUCCUAGUGACAAAUAAAUAAAUAAAUAAAUAAAUAAACUUAUAUUGAAAAUCUUUUAAGGGAAAUCUCCCAUGCAUCUAUCAAUUAGAUUUCAGACCCCUCAACUAAAAAACAUAUUAAAUGCCUGUUUUUUUUAUUUAUUAUGAUCAUCUUGUUUUGUCUCCCACUACCCUACUUGCAAAGGGAAAGAAAAAAAGAAGAAAGAAUGUAUAAUAUAUUGAUGUCAAUAGUGAUAUGUUCUAGUGUAUUAUUAUUAUUGUUUUAAAUGAAAAAUAAUAAUGCUUAUUAGUUUGAUUAAUUAGUCAUUAAUUCUUCUUUCACAAUUUGAUUCAUGGAUGAUGGAAUAUUUAAGGUUGGUUAUUGGGUGAUUCUA
This is a messenger RNA of Amaranthus tricolor (Joseph's coat), 1571 nucleotides long. RefSeq names its product protein ECERIFERUM 2-like. The record is from RefSeq and is a predicted model, not a curated record. The transcript is spliced from 2 exons. Lineage: Eukaryota; Viridiplantae; Streptophyta; Magnoliopsida; Caryophyllales; Amaranthaceae. Bases 94 to 1215 code for a protein of 373 amino acids.